Molecule: messenger RNA, 2120 nt
Organism: Gastrolobium bilobum
Lineage: Eukaryota; Viridiplantae; Streptophyta; Magnoliopsida; Fabales; Fabaceae
Product: sorting nexin 2B-like
Exons: 5
Coding region: 242-1942 (566 amino acids)
Molecular function (GO): phosphatidylinositol binding
Source: RefSeq, a predicted model, not a curated record
AUCUGUUGCCUGCAUGGUCUUCUUCAACCUUAGCAUCUCAAACCAUUACACCCGGCGCACGUUAGCCCCCACCAACGACACAUGCCACACACUGACACUGCCAAAUCCCUAAUGCGAACCCCCAACUCAAUUUCACCCUCAGUUUCACGAUUCCACUCAUUUUAUUCUUCAACCAUGCUUGCUGAUUGAAGAAGCAAGCUCUUGCACUUUCCAUCUCAAUCUUACUAUCAGAGAAAGAAAAAUGAUGGGCUCUGAGAACCAGAGCUCGGAGGAGGAGCAUCCUCUCUCUGCAUCCAAAGAAGAAAUGGAAAACCUCGUCCUCCACGACGAUGACGAUCCGUUGAGUAGUAAAUCGUUCUCCAAUUACCGUAGCGCCAUGUCCACGCUCUCCGAAUCCCACCACCCACUCUCGCCGCCGAUCGUCGCCAUCCCCACGGAUUCCGAUCCCCUCCUAUCUCCGCCUCAGCAUUACCGUGAAUUCCCAAACCCUAACUCCCCCGUCAAUUUCUCUUACAUCGACCCUCCCUCCUGCGCCGACACCGUUUUCAGCCCCUUGGACGGCGAAACCGUUACCAACGGCGUCGAUAGCCCGACCUGCAGUUCGGAGGAUCUCUCUCUCUCAAGAUCUUCGUCUUCGAGUUCGGAGUAUAUAAAGAUAACCGUUUCGAACCCGGUUAAGGAGCAAGAUAACUCGAAUUCGAUGGUUCCCGGUAGUAGCAGUUACGUGACCUAUUUAAUCACGACGAGAACGAACAUUCCGGAGUUCGGUGGUUCCGAAUUCGGCGUUCGGAGAAGGUUUAGGGAUGUGGUGACGCUUUCUGAUCGGUUGGCGGAGUCGUAUCGAGGGUUCUUCAUACCGCCGAGGCCGGAUAAGAGCAUAGUGGAGAGCCAGGUGAUGCAGAAGCAGGAGUUUGUGGAGCAGAGGAGGGUGGCAUUGGAGAAGUAUUUAAGGAGAUUGGCGGUUCAUCCGGUGAUCAUGAAGAGUGACGAGUUGAGAGUGUUUUUGCAGGUUCAGGGGAAGCUUCCCCUGCUGGCAACAACCGACAUGACGGCCAGAGUGUUGGAUGGUGCGGCCAAGCUUCCGAAGCAGUUGAUGGGGGAGAGUGUGAUUGCCCCACAUGAUGUUGUGCAGCCCGCUAAAGGGGGAAUGGAUUUGAUGAGGUUGUUUAAGGAGUUGAAGCAGUCUGUGGCUAAUGACUGGGGAGGUUCCAAGCCUCUGGUUGUGGAGGAAGACAAGGAGUUCCUGGAAAAGAAGGAAAUGAUUCAAGUGCUUGAACAGCAAAUCAAUAAUGCAUCUCAACAGGCCGAAUCACUUGUUAAAGCUCAGCAAGAUAUGGGAGAGACAAUGGGUGAAUUAGGGUUGGCAUUUAUUAAAUUGACAAAAUUUGAGAAUGAGGAGGCUGUCUUGAACUCUCAGAGGGUACGAGCUGCUGACAUGAAAGGUGUAGCAACAGCUGCUGUCAAAGCUAGCAGAUUAUUUCGAGAAUUAAAUGCUCAGACUGUGAAGCAUUUGGAUACACUUCAUGAAUAUCUUGGAUUAAUGUUGUCUGUUCAUGGUGCUUUCUCGGAUCGCUCGAGUGCCCUAUUGACAGUGCAGACUCUUCUAUCGGAAAUGUCUUCUUUGCAGUCAAGAGCUGAAAAACUUGAAGCGGCAUCAUCUAAAAUUUUUGGGGGUGACAAAACAAGGAUUCGUAAGUUAGAGGAGCUACAAGAAACCAUAAGAGUCACUCAAGAUGCCAAAAAUGUUGCAAUUAGAGAAUAUGAGCGGAUCAAGGAAAACAAUAGGAGUGAACUUGAAAGGCUUGACAGAGAGAGGCAGUCUGACUUCUUAAACAUGUUGAAAGGAUUCGUAGUUAAUCAGGUGGGGUAUGCUGAGAAAAUAGCAAAUGUCUGGACAAAAGUUGUUGAAGAGACCCGUGGAUACGUGAAUGAAAGCACUUGAUCUAUGGCUGUAAAUUUAAAAUUUUAAUUUUACUUCUUUAUUCAUUGAUGUGCCACUCUCACGGAAUAUGUCUGUAGUGAUGACAAUAAACUAAAAGCAGCAGUUUGCGAGUUCCUAGGCUCUUUUUCACACUUGUACCUCUUUGAACAUUUCUUACACAUCAUUAAAAUCAUACUUG